AGAUUGAAAACAAACGGUAAGGCAAACUCCACGCCCACGUAAGUAUGAUGCUAGGGCUAUAGAAAAUCCGGACGUUUAGACGCAGACUUCCACAGAGCAACAGAGAGUGAACAACCAAGGUACAACAGGAAACAGAUCCAUUUUGCUAAUGAACACGAUGAGGUGUUUGAUUGCUUUAGGCCUACUAGCAGUGACUGUAGUCACAGCACAAGUGUACGCUGAGGGUGACAAUGAUGAAGAAGUGAAUGCGUUAGAGCUGCUACGGGAGCUGGUAGCACGUCAUGGUACACAGUGUUGGAGGAACACGAAUGAUGAGACCUUUUGUAGCGGUAGAGGUAAAUGUGAAAGAUUACCAGGAGGACGUGGUGAAUAUUGCCACUGUGACAAGGGAUGGGGUGGAAACAAGUGUCAAGACAGAUAUGGAGUAUCACGUGACACAGAUGUGAUGGCAAUGUUACGAGAUCUGCUAGAAUAUUGAAUCUGACGUAACGAUCAAUCUGGUUUCUGCAACUAACUACAAUCAACGUGUUUGCUGACUGAUGAACAGAUGAAUGACGAGUAUAUAGUACAACAGCGAUAUUAGGCCAAAACAUGUUUAGUCUCAACAUAGGCUACAGUAUGUAGUACGUAAAUUAUUAUUAAUAGUAAAAAUAGAAAGAUAAAUACAAAGAAAUGGCAAAUCAAACACAUGUUGAAGAUAUUGUUUCUUUUAGACUACACAAUAUUUUGUAACAGUUAGUAUUAUCUACUGAGAGAUUUGAUUCAAUGGUUUUUUUUUCUGCUCACUUAAUAUAUAUACAAAAAUGCAUGUUGAACAAACAGUCAGUAGCAAUCAAAAUAAAACUAUCCAAAGACACGUAACUUAAGGCAGAACCGCACCUAGAGAAUGUAAUCGGAAAGUGGAGCCGAAAACAACUGGAACGAACGCAAUGAAACUAAUCACUGCAGAAACGAAACAGACACACACACUUCAAAGUUCAAUUUAUUUACUCUGUACCCAUGUGUGCGGUCAAUGAAAAGGAUGACAACCUAUAAAUCUAGGGGUUUCAAAGUCUGAUCAUUUUAGAAUCUAAUAGGUCUAUACUAUGUAGCUUUUUUUUCUUCCCGACGAAGUGUGGUUUUUCUCCCAGCUCGCCACGACGGGGAUGGGGGUUGCAAUCACAAUUGGGUUUUCUGAAGACCGUAGCUAUCGUAGAUACCUUUUGUGCUGCAACAACUAAAACAAGUUCCUCGAAUGCCAAAAUGCAACUUAGUAACGUACAAAUUUGACAAAAAGAUCUGCUGGUUGAUCAACAAACCUAUCUGGAAGCUCUUGAUUUCAUAUUCAUCCUAAUGUCGAAAUACUUUCUUUCGGUAAAAAUAAUUACACUACACAACAACAUUUUUAUACGUUUUCUUUUUACCAUUUUAUUUAACUCAGCAGUUGUAAGUUGCAAUGGUGAUUGUUUCAAAAGUUUCACAGCAUGUGCAGAAAUCGAUUUGUUCAAAUCGAAUGAACUAAAUCAAUAAAAUAAGAAACAAAAUAA
Molecule: messenger RNA, 1526 nt
Organism: Anneissia japonica
Lineage: Eukaryota; Metazoa; Echinodermata; Crinoidea; Comatulida; Comatulidae
Exons: 5
Coding region: 149-478 (109 amino acids)
Source: RefSeq, a predicted model, not a curated record